GUGGACGAUCGUUUACCAACAUCAGGCGGCAAAUUAGUGUACAUGAAUUCCAGAGAGAAUAACGAAUUUUGGAGUGCCCUAUUGGAAAAAAGUUAUGCAAAAUUGUAUGGAUCGUAUGAGGCGUUGAAAGGUGGUUAUUCAUCAGAGGCGUUAGAGGAUAUGACUGGUGGAUUAACGGAGUUCUAUAAUUUGCAAAAGUCGCCUAAAAAUCUCAAGGAAAUGCUGCUUGGUUUUGAAAUGGGAUCGCUGUUCGGAUGUAGCAUCAAGGGUGUAGGAGAAACGUCGAGCGGAUUGAUAAAAAGUCACGCAUACAGUAUCACUGGUAUCUGCGUGGUGAAGGAUCCCACAGACACCAAGAAAGAUAAUCUACUCUUACGUCUUCGUAAUCCAUGGGGUGAUAAACACGAAUGGAAUGGAGCCUGGUCAGAUCAAUCGCCUGAAUGGAAGAGUAUAUCGCAACAGGACAAAGAUAAGUUGGGACUGAAAAUCGAACAUGAUGGAGAAUUUUGGUUCGUUUUACGACUUAAUUAA
Anisakis simplex (herring worm) is the source of this 531-nucleotide messenger RNA. The record is from the annotation of a GenBank genome assembly. Lineage: Eukaryota; Metazoa; Nematoda; Chromadorea; Rhabditida; Anisakidae.